AUGGCCUCCAAUGCAUUAUCGAUAAUCAGACCUGUCACUGGGUCCCUGUCAGGGAAGGUAAAUCUUCCCUGCUUCUUCUUCAGAGUCCCAACAUCAGCACCAGUCAUCAGUCCCAAUGGAACAGCCAUUUAUAACAGGGACUACCUGCGGAUAAAAUGGACCAAGAUAAACGGCGAAGACGAAUCCACCGUGCUGGUGGCGCAGAACGGGGUCAUCAAGAUCGGAUCCAUCUACAGGAACCGCGUCUCGGUGCCCAGUCACCCUGAGGACGUCGGCGAUGCCUCGCUGACGAUGGUGAAGCUCCGGGCCAGCGACGCCGGUACUUACCGCUGUGAGGUCAUGUACGGCAUCGAAGACACGCAGGAUACGGUCAACCUUGACGUCAGCGGUGUUGUUUUCCACUACCGAGCGAGCACCAGCAGGUACACUUUGGACUACCAGAAGGCUGUGCAAGCGUGCAAAGACAUCGAUGCCACCAUUGCGACGUCUGAGCAGCUGAAAGCAGCCCACGAGGACGGCUUCGAUCAGUGUGAUGCUGGUUGGAUUGCUGACCAGACAGUGAGAUAUCCAAUCACAAAGCCGAGAGCAGGUUGUUACGGCAACCUCCAGAUGAAGUCUGGUGUCAGGUCAUAUGGAGCCAGAAAACCCUCAGAGAGAUAUGAUGUGUACUGCUACGUAGACAAACUUGACGGUGAAGUCUUCUUUGCUCCCGUGAUCCGCAAGAUGACCUUUGAAGAAGCCCGUGAAGAGUGUGAGAAGAGCAGCGCCGUCCUGGCGAGCCCCGGCCAGCUGCACGCCGCCUGGCGGCAGGGCCUGGACAGAUGUGACUACGGCUGGCUCUCCGAUGGCAGCGUGCGACAUCCUGUCGCAGUACCCAGGAUUCAGUGCGGGGGCGGCCUGCUCGGUGUCAGGACCAUGUAUCGCUACAGAAACCAGACCGGCUUCCCAGAGUCCACCAAGAAGCUCGGAGCCUACUGUUUCAGAGGACUGCAUUCAUGUACAGAAAACAUUUGUCAGAAUGGAGGUUCUUGCUACAAGAGUGGGAGCGUCUAUUCGUGUAACUGUGCUCCAGGUUAUACAGGGCACCGAUGUGAAACAGAUAUUGACGAGUGCCAGUCAAACCCUUGCCGCAACGGUGGUACAUGUGUCGAUGGGCUGGCCUCCUUCAAAUGUGUUUGCCUCCCAAGUUACUCCGGGCUGUAUUGUGAAGAAGAUACAGAAAUUUGUGAAUACGGCUGGCAUAAGUUCCAGGGUCACUGCUACAAGUACUUCCCCCAGAGGAGAAACUGGGACACAGCGGAGAGAGAGUGUCGCAUUCAAGGAGCUCAUCUCACCAGCAUCUUGUCCCACGAGGAGCAGCUCUUUGUCAACCGUCUUGGACAGGACUACCAGUGGAUCGGCCUGAAUGAUAAGAUGUUUGACAGUGACUUCCGCUGGACUGAUGGCAGCACUAUGCAAUAUGAAAACUGGAGGCCAAACCAGCCCGACAGUUUCUUUUCCUCUGGUGAGGAUUGUGUUGUGAUGAUAUGGCAUGAGGACGGCCAGUGGAAUGAUGUUCCCUGCAACUACCACCUCACCUACACCUGCAAGAAGGGCACAGUGGCCUGCAAUCAACCUCCGUUGGUGGAAAACGCCCGCACCUUCGGUGUGAAGCGUGAGAGGUAUGAGAUCAACUCCCUGGUGAGAUAUCAGUGCCGCACGGGCUUCAUUCAGCGGCACAUCCCAACUAUCCGUUGCCGUGGGGACGGACGAUGGGACGUACCGAAAAUCAGCUGCAUGAAUCCUUCGAGUUAUCAGAGGACUUUUUUCAGAAAGCAUCAACACAAUAGUCUCUACAGCAUCAACAACUUCAGAAAAUGGCCAGACGAGGCCUUCCGUUUUCAGCAUCAGCGUUAUCGGGGAAGGAGAGACAGGACUGAACACAGGCGGAGAAGACAGUGAUCGACAAACGAUACGGCAGAGUUUUACUGACACGAGCGCAGAUGCAUUAAUACUUCUGUGGAAUAAGGAGGAAAAGCUCACUAAAAAUACAUCACAAGAGGACAACCUGCAGUUGUUCUUACAUUUUGGAUGACAGUGGAAUCUGAUGAAGUGCCUUGCAGAUGACAUGUUGAUGCAUGACCAUCCUCAUCAUGAGGUAUCUUUUCUUUAUUUUUUUAUUUUGAUUUUUGUUUAACAAUAAAACUGGAAAAGCAAAAGCAUUCUUAUUUUUCAGACUGCAAAAGCUUUUUACUUUAUCAUUUUAUCAAAUCGUGUGUUCAUGACUGUUUUCUAAUGCCUUUCUACACCGACUGUGCUUUUUGAAAUCAGUGUUCCUCAUUCAUAAAGUGAAAGCGGUUGUGAAAUAUAGUGAUUAUAUGUUUUAGAAAGGAAUUCCCUAAAUAUUUUGUCAUUUGGUGUAAAGUGUGCAUCAACCCUUUAUCCGGCACGUGACCUCAUCUGAUCUCCUCCUAUUUUAUUUGUCUUUGAGGUACUGACAGUCAUAGAAUAUAUAAAAUUCUAGAUUUUUUUUUUACAAUUUUAAGUUUCCAAAUUGAGUAAAAUGACAACAAUCUUCUCUCUUUCUUCUUUUUAACCAUGUUUAGUCUCUGAUCUCAGUUUGGUUUGACAGAACACAAACAGGUAAUCUUGCCAUUUUGUAGUUUACAGAUUGUACCUUACUGUACUUUGAACAGAGGCAUAAACCUUUGUUAAACAUAUCUCUCCAGUCUUCAAUCCCUGUCAACAGAAGCACAAAUCACACUCAGAGACAUGAUUUCACAGUUCUUCCAGCAGUAGUUGUUUGGAUUACAGAUCAGCAAAUCCCCUAAUUCUGCAAAUUGCUCAGUAAUCAGUUGAAUACCUUCUUUGUGCUGGCAGCUUUCAAACUACCAAAUCACCACCUUUCAUUCUUUCCCGCCUCCAAUGGAUGUACUCGGUGUCAAUUAUGAUGUUUAUAGAGAGAUUUCUGGAGAGGGGAUCUUUAAAAUGUUAUUGAUAUUUUUGUAUGCUACAAUUUAAUAUGAAAAGUUGCUCUCUAAGUACUUAUCGACAAAGCAUUUAUCCACUGAUGGAAAUGGAUGUCCAUCAGCUUUUGUAAAGUGAAAGAAGGAAAGUGUGGCUCGAGCCGUCUGUAUUUUCUGCUCUGGUAUUUUCAGUGCUUCUUUCACAGUUAGACGUGACAGCAUGUUUACAAAAUCUGUAAUGCUGGGUUUUAAUGACACACCGAGGAGUCUCGCUCUCACCUCUUUUUCUCGAUCUUUGGCUUCAUGUAUGAACAAAUGCCUUUCCUUACUGAACUUUUCUGUUGUGGUGGUCAGUUCAAAACAGCCAUUGAGAGAAUGUAUUUUGUGAAACACUCAGAAAAAAACUUGAACUGAACAGCUGUUGAGGCACAGAUGCGUAUAAUUUAUUUUCACGCUGCUCUUGAUCUUGUUUCAUACAGGCAUGUGAAACAUGAUGCUGUCACUUGGCCCAGCAGUGCGUAACACACACACACACCACACACACACACACACACACACACACACACACACACACACACACACAAACACACACACACACACACACACAU
Molecule: messenger RNA, 3553 nt
Organism: Salarias fasciatus (jewelled blenny)
Lineage: Eukaryota; Metazoa; Chordata; Actinopteri; Blenniiformes; Blenniidae
Product: versican core protein-like
Exons: 12
Coding region: 1-1941 (646 amino acids)
Biological process (GO): cell adhesion; skeletal system development; positive regulation of neuroblast proliferation
Cellular component (GO): perineuronal net; synapse
Molecular function (GO): hyaluronic acid binding; calcium ion binding
Source: RefSeq, a predicted model, not a curated record